AUGGUCAGGAGGAACCAGGAUCCUGACGAGGUAGUGCGAGAGGUUCAGAACAAUAACUUACUUGGCCAGAAUAAUUUGGCUAGCAUGGUCGAAACGAUUUUGGCCCAAAAUGGCCUAAACACAGGUUGUCGAAGGCCAAAUUUUGUUUCUGCCUUCAAUGAAUAUGUGUUGCAAACAAAGUUGCCAAGAGGUUGGAAAGUCCCAAAGUACACUAAGUUUGCUGGGGACACUAGCGAGUCGACUGUAGAACACAUUGCUAGGUACUUAGCUGAAUCUGGGAAUUUGGCAAAUAAUGAAAAUCUGCGAAUGAAGUAUUUUCCUAAUUCGCUUACCAAGAACGCUUUUACUUGGUUCACAACUUUGCCUCCCAAUUCGAUUCAUAGUUGGGCCCAAUUGGAAAGAACUUUCCAUGAACAAUUCUAUAUGGGUCAAACCAAGAUAAGUCUGAAAGAGCUAGCCAGUAAAAAGAAAGAAAUUGGUUUUGUUGAUUCUUAUGAUAAUGAAAUCGAUUAUGAAAUUAGUGAUGAGUACUUAGAAUUUGAAGACAGUGAUAUUAAUGUGGCUGAAUUAAAGCCUGGGCCUCCUUACACAUGGACUUGGUACAAAAAGCGCUGA
Molecule: messenger RNA, 615 nt
Organism: Trifolium pratense (red clover)
Lineage: Eukaryota; Viridiplantae; Streptophyta; Magnoliopsida; Fabales; Fabaceae
Exons: 3
Coding region: 1-615 (204 amino acids)
Source: RefSeq, a predicted model, not a curated record